AUGGAAUCCUGGUCCGUCGUGGGAUACGAGCAACCGCUGGAAAAGUUGAAGGGUCCUAUUCCAGAACCCACAGGGACAGAAGUCUUGGUAAAAGUAACCCACUGUGGUGUGUGCCAUUCGGAUUUGCAUUUUUGGGAAGGAUACUACGACCUGGGGUUCGGUAAAAGGCUCUUGAUUAGUGACCGUGGGGUUAAGCUCCCAAGAGCUCUGGGACAUGAAAUCUUAGGGAACGUUGAGAAAGCUGGACCCGAGGCGCGAGACAUCCCACUCGGCUCACGACGAAUCGUCUACCCUUGGAUAGGGUGCGGUAAAUGUCGCAGAUGCGAACAAGGUGAAGACAAUCUGUGUUCAACCGGAAGACCUCUCGGUGUUGCCUCGAAUGGAGGGUUCGCAAGCCAUGUCAUUGUCCCCCAUCCCAAAUUCCUCGUCGACCCUGGCGAUGUGGACCCUGCGGUUGCAUGCACAUUUGCCUGCUCUGGAAUCACCGUGCUGAGCUCGAUCCGAAAAGUUCUGCCAUUAGAUCCUGACGAUCCAAUCCUUCUGAUAGGGGCGGGAGGAUUGGGACUCGCCGCAAUUGCCACUCUGCGCGCCCUAGGACACCGGCGGAUCAUCAGUGCCGAUAUUUCUGCAGAGAAGCGAAAAACCGCAGUUGAGACCGGUGCCACCGCCGCUGUCGAUAGCUCAAGUGAGAAUGCAGCCAAGGAGAUUCAAGAUGCUGCCGGUGCCCCCGUGCUCGGAACGAUAGACUUUGUGAGCAACACGCAGACUGCAGCACUGGCGUUUGAAGUUCUCGCCAAAGGAGGCAAGAUGGUCCAAGUCGGUAUCAUGGGUGGGGAGCUCAAUCUCUCGCUGGUCGGCAUGAUAUUCAAGGCUCCAACGAUUAUGGCAAACUACACUGGUAACCCGGGUCAUCUCAGAGAAGUCGCUGAGCUCGCGAAGCAGGGCAAGUUGCUACCAAUCCCAGUAAUCACAAUCCCAGUAGACGAGGCCAACAAUGCCUUAGCGCGGAUCCGGGAAGGAAAAGUCACUGGGAGACUCGUUUUGACUUGGUAA
Molecule: messenger RNA, 1053 nt
Organism: Exophiala aquamarina CBS 119918
Lineage: Eukaryota; Fungi; Ascomycota; Eurotiomycetes; Chaetothyriales; Herpotrichiellaceae
Exons: 1
Coding region: 1-1053 (350 amino acids)
Molecular function (GO): oxidoreductase activity
Source: RefSeq, a predicted model, not a curated record